Messenger RNA from Pseudophryne corroboree (corroboree frog), 5101 nucleotides. RefSeq lists its product as uncharacterized. The record is from RefSeq and is a predicted model, not a curated record. The transcript is spliced from 12 exons. Gene Ontology annotation, cellular component: nucleus. Gene Ontology annotation, biological process: regulation of gene expression. Lineage: Eukaryota; Metazoa; Chordata; Amphibia; Anura; Myobatrachidae. Bases 1 to 4977 code for a protein of 1658 amino acids.
AUGGUAGAGGAUAAAUACCUCUCGUGGAAAACUGUGAUGUUACUGGCCCUGGCUUCUGCUAGGCAUGUCUCAGAAUUGGGGGCCUUGUUGUGCAAAAGUCAGUACUUGCUCUUUUACAAGAACAGAGCAGAGCUCAGGACUCAACAGCAGUUCCUGCCGAAGGUGGUCUCCGCGUUUCACUUGAAUCAACCUAUUGUGAUUCCAUCCAGUUCUGACACAGCUUCUAGUCCGGAGGCAUUGGAUGCUGUACGAGCCUUGCAGAUCUAUGUCAAAAGGACGGCUCGGGGUUACACGGUAGUGAGGAAGACAUCCGGUAAGUUCGAGACACCCAGCAGCUGUCCCCGUGUGUCAGGAAGACUGAGCAGAACCCAGAGCCCCAUCACGGUGCCUCCACCUCACUCACUGAUACAUGAGAGACACAAUAACCAGAAGAUCCUAGAACUCACCAACAAGAUCAUUCAGCUGCUGACUGGAGAGGGUGAAGAUAGGAGUAAUGUGACUGAUAUGAAGGCAGAAGAUAUAGAGGGAGAAGAGGAGACGUAUGUGACUGAUAUGAAGGCAGCUGGAUCGACUGUCGUUGACGGCGUGGUUCUUGAAACCUCUAUCCUGAAGUCAAGAGGAUUCUCACAACAGAAAUUGGACCCCUCAUUUGCCAUAUCUGAACCCAGUAGCACUCCACUGGGGAAUAUUAUAAAUUGUACCUUAUUAUGGAGAGACAUUCAAUUUUCUGUACACUUAUUCCCAACAGAUGAAUGUAACAGAAGGAAUAUCUCGGAAGAAAAUCUAAUUUCAUCUUCAGGUUGUAAAAUAGAAGAUGAUGACAUCACACAAGAUUCUCCUGGAGAAACCCCUACUGCCCUACUCGUACCUCCUGUACCUCACAAUGUGCUUGUGUCAUGUGGUCCCUCUAAUCAGAGGGAAUGUUCUGAUAACACUGAUAUUGGGUCAUCUUCUACAGCUCUGACAGUAGAUAAAAUAUUUCCCUGUUCUAUAGAUGACAGAUGUUUUACACAGACCGCACAGCUUAUAACCAAUCAUCCAGCUAAGGGAGGUGAGAAACCAUUUCCAUGUUCUGAGUGUGGGAAAUGUUUUACCGAUAAAUCAAAUCUUGUUACACAUCAGAGAAGUCACACAGUUGACAAGCCAUUUCCAUGUUCUGAGUGUGGGAAAUGUUUUACACACAACUCACGUCUUGUAGCACAUCAGAGAAGUCACACAGGUGAGAGGCCAUUUCCAUGUUCUGAGUGUGGGAAAUGUUUUACACACAAGUCACAUCUUGUUGCACAUCAGAGAAGUCACACAGGUGAGAAGCCAUUUCCAUGUUCUGAGUGUGGGAAAUGUUUUACACACAAGUCAGAUCUUGUUGCACAUCAGAGAAGUCACACAGGUGAGAGGCCAUUUCCAUGUUCUGAGUGUGGGAAAUGUUUUACACACAGCUCAAGUCUUGUUAAACAUCAGAGACGUCACACAGGUGAGAAACCAUUUCCAUGUUCUGAGUGUGGGAAAUGUUUUACUGAUAAAUCAGAUCUUGUUACACAUCAGAGAAGUCACACAGGUGACGAGCCAUUUCCAUGUUCUGAGUGUGGGAAAUGUUUUACAUACAACUCACAUCUUGUUAAACAUCAGAGAAGUCACACAGGUGACGAGCCAUUUCCAUGUUCUGAGUGUGGGAAAUGUUUUACAUACAACUCACGUCUUGUUAAACAUCAGAAAAGUCACACAGGUGAGAAACCAUUUCCAUGUUCUGAGUGUGGGAAAUGUUUUACCGAUAAAUCAUAUCUUGUUACACAUCAGAGAAGUCACACAGGUGAUAAACCAUUUCCAUGUUCUGAGUGUGGGAAAAGUUUUACACAGAAGUCACAUCUUGUUGCACAUCAGAGAAGUCACACAGGUGAGAAACCAUUUCCAUGUUCUGAGUGUGGGAAAUGUUUUAGAGAUAAAUCAUCUGUUGUUAGACAUCAGAAACUUCACACACAUGAGAAUGUGCCCCUCCUGCUAGACGUACCUAUCCAGGACCGUCUGCUCAGUCCUUUCGGUCCCGCAGAUUUCGAUCCAGAGCCAGAGGAGCCUCCAACGCAGCGAUUGGCUACAGAGGAAUACCUAGAAAACCAGCAGUUGCUGGGUCUCAGGACCAGAACGCCAGUUCUGCUUCCGCAAAAUCUUCAGCAUGACUGUACCCGCCCACCCCAGGGAGAUCUCGUGGUGGGAGCUCGGCUACAUCACUUCAGUCACAUCUGGGAUGGUUCUUGCCAAGAUGCUUGGAAGAAGUUGGCUCUCUUGCCGGAAGUUCAGACCUUGUUGCAAGGUGUUCUUUAUAUACAAUCUCCCUUUGUGCCCCCUACGGCACCUUGGGAUCUGGAUGUUAUGUUACGCUUUCUACAGUUUUCCUGGUUUGAACCUCUGACGAUGGUAGAGGAUAAAUACCUCUCGUGGAAAACUGUGAUGUUACUGGCCCUGGCUUCUGCUAGGCAUGUCUCAGAAUUGGGGGCCUUGUUGUGCAAAAGUCAGUACUUGCUCUUUUACAAGAACAGAGCAGAGCUCAGGACUCAACAGCAGUUCCUGCCGAAGGUGGUCUCCGCGUUUCACUUGAAUCAACCUAUUGUGAUUCCAUCCAGUUCUGAUACAGCUUCUAGUCCGGAGGCAUUGGAUGCUGUACGAGCCUUGCAGAUCUAUGUCAAAAGGACGGCUUGGAUGACUUUUUUGGAUAUAGCGCUAAAAAUUGAAAAUGAGAGUAUAGUAACCAGCACGUUUGUUAAGGAAGUAGACCAGAAUCGGUAUUUACAUUAUAAAAGUAGUCAUUUACAGCGAUGGAAAGAUAACAUACCCAAGGGCCAGUUCCUUCGUAUAAAAAGGAACUGCUCCUCUAAUGAAGGGGCGAAAGAACAGAUGGAAUCCAUGUAUGGGGCAUUUUUGACUCAGGGCUAUCCAAAAUAUGUGUUGGAUAAAGCCUUGAAGGAAGUAGAAGGGCUAAAUAGGGACACCUUAUUGGAUACUACCGGAUCCAAUGUCAGGAAAAAUCUGAAUAAAAUGAAGAUAGAUAGGACAACAAGGUUUGUAACAAAAUAUAAUACGAGUGCAUAUGAGAUAAAAAAGAUCAUAAAAAAGAACUCCUCUUUUUUAAAAUUGGAUGAAGUACUGAAUGCCAACCUAGAGCUCAGCGAACAGGUCAUUUUCCGAAAAUCGGACAGUUUAAAAUCUGCACUAGCACCCAGUUUCUUCAACAGACCAUCCUUCCCAGUAGUAACCGUAGACUGGAGCUGGAAGGAACCAAUGCGUAGGCUGCUGGUUGCAAUCUUUUUGCUGGCAAUGGAGAUCCCCACAAGGGACAGUGGAUGGUGGAAAGGUUCUAGAGACCUGACACUGGAGACCCGGAAGGACCCGGGUGAAGAUAGGAGUAAUGUGACUGAUAUGAAGGCAGAAGAUAUAGAGGGAGAAGAGGAGACGUAUGUGACUGAUAUGAAGGCAGCUGGAUCGACUGUCGUUGACGGCGUGGUUCUUGAAACCUCUAUCCUGAAGUCAAGAGGAUUCUCACAACAGAAAUUGGACCCCUCAUUUGCCAUAUCUGAACCCAGUAGCACUCCACUGGGGAAUAUUAUAAAUUGUACCUUAUUAUGGAGAGACAUUCAAUUUUCUGUACACUUAUUCCCAACAGAUGAAUGUAACAGAAGGAAUAUCUCGGAAGAAAAUCUAAUUUCAUCUUCAGGUUGUAAAAUAGAAGAUGAUGACAUCACACAAGAUUCUCCUGGAGAAACCCCUACUGCCCUACUCGUACCUCCUGUACCUCACAAUGUGCUUGUGUCAUGUGGUCCCUCUAAUCAGAGGGAAUGUUCUGAUAACACUGAUAUUGGGUCAUCUUCUACAGCUCUGACAGUAGAUAAAAUAUUUCCCUGUUCUAUAGAUGACAGAUGUUUUACACAGACCGCACAGCUUAUAACCAAUCAUCCAGCUAAGGGAGGUGAGAAACCAUUUCCAUGUUCUGAGUGUGGGAAAUGUUUUACCGAUAAAUCAAAUCUUGUUACACAUCAGAGAAGUCACACAGUUGACAAGCCAUUUCCAUGUUCUGAGUGUGGGAAAUGUUUUACAUACAACUCACGUCUUGUAGCACAUCAGAGAAGUCACACAGGUGAGAGGCCAUUUCCAUGUUCUGAGUGUGGGAAAUGUUUUACACACAAGUCACAUCUUGUUGCACAUCAGAGAAGUCACACAGGUGAGAAGCCAUUUCCAUGUUCUGAGUGUGGGAAAUGUUUUACACACAAGUCAGAUCUUGUUGCACAUCAGAGAAGUCACACAGGUGAGAGGCCAUUUCCAUGUUCUGAGUGUGGGAAAUGUUUUACACACAGCUCAAGUCUUGUUAAACAUCAGAGACGUCACACAGGUGAGAAACCAUUUCCAUGUUCUGAGUGUGGGAAAUGUUUUACUGAUAAAUCAGAUCUUGUUACACAUCAGAGAAGUCACACAGGUGACGAGCCAUUUCCAUGUUCUGAGUGUGGGAAAUGUUUUACAUACAACUCACAUCUUGUUAAACAUCAGAGAAGUCACACAGGUGAGAAACCAUUUCCAUGUUCUGAGUGUGGGAAAUGUUUUACUGAUAAAUCAUAUCUUGUUACACAUCAGAGAAGUCACACAGAUGACAAGCCAUUUCCAUGUUCUGAGUGUGGGAAAUGUUUUACAUACAACUCACGUCUUGUUAAACAUCAGAAAAGUCACACAGGUGAGAAACCAUUUCCAUGUUCUGAGUGUGGGAAAUGUUUUACCGAUAAAUCAUAUCUUGUUACACAUCAGAGAAGUCACACAGGUGAUAAACCAUUUCCAUGUUCUGAGUGUGGGAAAAGUUUUACACAGAAGUCACAUCUUGUUGCACAUCAGAGAAGUCACACAGGUGAGAAACCAUUUCCAUGUUCUGAGUGUGGGAAAUGUUUUAGAGAUAAAUCAUCUGUUGUUAGACAUCAGAAACUUCACACACAUGAGAAUGUGUAACAUGACAGUAAUCGAAUCUUGAUAAAACUAUACUUUAUUAACACUAUAUAAAAUUUGUAUAUAUGCAGAUGGAAAGUUAUUUAUCUUACAAAUAAAUCUAAUUUCUCACAUAUUUUUUGUUAAA